This is a messenger RNA of Knipowitschia caucasica, 390 nucleotides long. The record is from the annotation of a GenBank genome assembly. Lineage: Eukaryota; Metazoa; Chordata; Actinopteri; Gobiiformes; Gobiidae.
AUGUUUGCUGUGAAGGGUUUCUGGAGGAUAAAUCCUUUCUUUGAAGUACUUAGGAAUUCAAGUGUAAAGUGUAUAUCCACAACUUCUAAUGUGAUCCAGCAAAAGGAUAUGCUUGUGCAAAUGGAGAACCCUUACAAGGAGCCACAGAAGGGAUGCAUCCUCUGCAGUGUUAAUGUUGACUUCAAAAACAUACAGCUGCUCUCACAGUUUAUUUCACCUCACACGGGUAGAAUUUAUGGCCGUCACUUAACGGGUUUGUGUGGCAAGAAACAGAAAGAAGUCUCAAGAGCUAUCAAGAAAGCACAAGCAAUGGGCUACAUGUCAGUGACGCACAAGCAUCCGCAAUUCAUGCGAGACCCAAAUAUCUGCAACACUAAACACUGGGGCUAG